AUGCAUGCAUGCCUUCGACAGCCAAUGAGGCUCUGUCGCUGGGCGGGUCUGUUUCCUGUUGAAGGGCUGAAUAAAAAAACUUGCUCUGACUUGAGGUUAAAUUUAAAUUCUACAUACAUGAUUUACCAUUGCUUAACACUUCUCGGACAAUUUUCCCUGACCAGUACGAGUGCUUAUCAUUUCUUCACCAAUAAUCUAAGCCGCAACCAUUUGGUUGACCUUGUGUUUUACACGACUAACUUAACUACUGCGUGUUUCAUGGGUAAACUGGCAAGAAAUUGGGCCUUACUCAUACAAAAAGCAGGCUCUAUUGAAAAAAGUGUUCUUCAUAUACAAUCAGGCAGCAAUGGUCCUGAGAGGUACACCAGAAUAGCUUAUUUCAUGUUGAUUUUAUCUUUGGUGGAACAUAUUUUGUCAGUAAUCUUCAAACUGAAGCUCUUAAUGAGCUGCGAUUGGGAAAAUGAUACAGAAGAUUUAGAUUUCAUGGAGCGCUUCUUUACAUUGAUCGCCUCUUUCGUGUUUGAGCUCACAUCGUACAGCCAUUGGAAAGCUGUACUGUUUGAGGUGGCCAACAUACAAUCUACUUUCCUAUGGAACUUUACAGACGCUAUGACGAUGUGCGUCAGUUUAUACCUAACCUCGUAUUUCAGAGUCCUGAACAAACUCAUCGAACAUCAGCAACGUUUGAAAAUCACCCGAUGGGAAGAAAUCAGGUCCUAUUACUCAGACUUAGUCCAACUUGUCCAAGUUGUCGACUCCAAAAUGUGUUAUUUAAUUCUCCUGUCGUUUUUCACCAACGUCUUCUUCAUCUGUAAUCAAGUGUUUUCUCUUCUCAACAACAAUUAUCCCGAUUUUAUGGAUUGUCAUCAUCAAAAUUUUAAAGUUGUGGAAUAUUACAUUUACUACUGCUACUCGUCUAUAUUCCUGUUCGUGAGAGCCACCAUGACUUCUUUGAUGGCUGCGAACCUCCAUACUGUGGCUACGGAACCAUUUUAUAUCUUACAACAUGUACCAGCGUCGGAUUAUACAAUAGAGGUACAAAGAUUUAUUCGUCAGACUAAAUACACAACAACAGCUCUUAGUGGGCUGUUUUUUGACGUGACCAGAGGAAUGAUUCUAACGGUAAUUGGAACCAUAAUAAAGUAUGAACUCGUGUUACUACAAUUCAGUGUAAAAAGAUAUGAAGCUAUGCAAUAA
Maniola jurtina (meadow brown) is the source of this 1197-nucleotide messenger RNA. Its product is annotated as gustatory receptor for sugar taste 64f-like. Gene Ontology annotation, biological process: sensory perception of chemical stimulus; detection of chemical stimulus involved in sensory perception of taste. The transcript has 10 exons. The record is from RefSeq and is a predicted model, not a curated record. Bases 1 to 1197 code for a protein of 398 amino acids. Gene Ontology annotation, cellular component: membrane. NCBI's taxonomy places the organism in Eukaryota, Metazoa, Arthropoda, Insecta, Lepidoptera, Nymphalidae. Gene Ontology annotation, molecular function: taste receptor activity.